Molecule: messenger RNA, 642 nt
Organism: Ruditapes philippinarum (Manila clam)
Lineage: Eukaryota; Metazoa; Mollusca; Bivalvia; Venerida; Veneridae
Product: 17-beta-hydroxysteroid dehydrogenase 14-like
Exons: 7
Biological process (GO): steroid catabolic process
Cellular component (GO): cytosol
Molecular function (GO): estradiol 17-beta-dehydrogenase [NAD(P)+] activity
Source: RefSeq, a predicted model, not a curated record
UUAUUUCAUUGUAACAUGACAAAGGAAGAAAAAUUAAAGGAACUUGUGGUAAAGAAGUAUGGUCAACUGGAUUGUUUAGUUAACAACGUCGGAACACAUCCAGGGUCAAAAACCAUUGAUGAACUGACAGUGCAAAGUUUUAGAGAUCUUCUAAAUCUGAAUCUUGUCAGUAACUUCACAGCAAGUAAAUAUGCUCUCCCUUACCUGAGGAAAUCCAAGGGUAAUAUAGUUAACAUCACGAGUAUUAGUGCCCAUUCUGGUACUGGAUUGGCAUCAAGUUAUUGUGCAACUAAGGGUGGAUGCUUGUCACUAACGAAAGCUCUCGCUAUUGACGAGGCAAAACACGGAGUUCGUGUCAAUUGUAUAUCACCAGGGUGUAUAGACACUCCGUUAAUGCGAAGUGUUGAGAAAGCAAGUGGUAAUGAAAUGACAGAGGAAAGACUUAACUAUAUCGGUUCCUUACAUGUAAAUAAUUUAUUGCAGCCAUUAAAUAGGAUUGGUCAACCUAGAGAGAUAGGAAAAGCUUGUCUGUUCCUUGCUGUAGACGCCACCUUCACUACUGGUGAGGAGUUAAUGUGUACCGGAGGCAUUGAAUUAAUAUAAAAUAGAAUGUUACUGAAAAUAGACAAUUUUUGGGAAUAA